Molecule: messenger RNA, 1680 nt
Organism: Pipistrellus nathusii (Nathusius's pipistrelle)
Lineage: Eukaryota; Metazoa; Chordata; Mammalia; Chiroptera; Vespertilionidae
Source: the annotation of a GenBank genome assembly
AUGGCGACGGCCUUGAGCGAGGAGGAGCUGGACAAUGAAGACUAUUACUCGUUGCUGAACGUGCGCCGGGAGGCCGCCUCGGAAGAGCUGAAAGCUGCCUACCGCAGGCUGUGCAUGCUGUACCACCCCGACAAGCACCGGGACCCCGAGCUCAAGUGCCAGGCGGAGCGGCUGUUCAACCUCGUGCACCAGGCGUAUGAAGUGCUUAGCGACCCGCAGACCCGGGCCAUCUAUGACAUCUAUGGCAAGAGAGGACUGGAGAUGGAAGGCUGGGAGGUUGUGGAGAGGAGGAGGACUCCUGCCGAAAUCAGAGAAGAGUUUGAGCGGCUGCAGAGAGAGCGGGAGGAGAGGAGGCUGCAGCAGCGAACCAACCCCAAGGGGACCAUCAGCGUGGGCAUCGAUGCCACCGACCUCUUCGAUCGCUACGAGGAGGAGUACGAGGACGUGUCCAGCGGUGGCUUUCCGCAGAUUGAAAUCAACAAGAUGCACAUAUCCCAGUCCAUCGAGGCGCCCCUGACAGCGACGGACACAGCCAUCCUCUCCGGAAGCCUCUCGACCCAGAACGGGAACGGAGGCGGGUCCAUCAACUUCGCGCUCAGGCGGGUCACCUCCGCGAAGGGCUGGGGAGAGUUAGAGUUCGGAGCAGGGGAUCUGCAGGGCCCGCUCUUUGGUGUAAAGCUGUUCCGUAACCUCACGCCAAGAUGCUUUGUGACGACCAACUGUGCGCUGCAGUUUUCAUCCCGGGGGAUCCGGCCUGGCCUCACCACGGUCCUGGCGCGGAACCUGGACAAGAACACCGUGGGCUACCUGCAGUGGCGGUGGGGCAUCCAGUCCGCCAUGAACACGAGCAUCGUCCGGGACACCAAAACCAGCCACUUCACCGUGGCCCUGCAGCUCGGAAUCCCUCACUCCUUCGCCCUGAUCAGCUAUCAGCACAAAUUCCAGGAUGAUGAUCAGACUCGCGUGAAAGGGUCCCUGAAGGCCGGCUUCUUCGGGACGGUGGUGGAGUACGGGGCCGAGAGGAAGAUCUCCAGGCACAGCGUGCUGGGGGCCGCAGUCAGCAUCGGCGUCCCGCAGGGCGUGUCUCUCAAAGUCAAGCUAAACAGGGCCAGUCAGACCUACUUCUUCCCCAUUCACCUGACGGACCAGCUACUCCCCAGCGCCGUGUUCUACGCCACCGUGGGGCCGCUCGUGGUCUACUUCGCCAUGCACCGCCUUGUCAUCAAGCCGUACCUCAGGGCCCAGAAGGAGCGGGAGCUGGAGAAGCAGAGGGAAAGCACAGCCACCGACAUCCUGCAGAAGAAGCAGGAGGCAGAAGCCGCGGUUCGGUUGAUGCAGGAAUCUGUCCGAAGAAUAGUCGAGGCAGAAGAAUCCAGAAUGGGCCUCAUCAUCGUCAACGCCUGGUACGGGAAGUUCGUCAAUGACAAGAGCAAGAAGAGCGAGAAGGCGAAGGUGAUCGAUGUGACGGUGCCCCUGCAGUGCCUGGUGAAGGACUCGAAGCUCAUCCUCACAGAGGCCUCCAAGGCCGGGCUGCCCGGGUUCUACGACCCGUGUGUGGGCGAGGAGAAGAGCCUGAAGGUGCUCUACCAGUUCCGGGGCGUGCUGCACCAGGUGAUGGCGCUGGACGGCGAGGCGCUCCGGAUACCCAAGCAGUCGCACAGGAUCGACACAGACGGAUAG